Messenger RNA from Effrenium voratum, 352 nucleotides. NCBI's taxonomy places the organism in Eukaryota, Dinophyceae, Suessiales, Symbiodiniaceae. The record is from the annotation of a GenBank genome assembly.
GUACGAGAUGCUGGAGGGGCGGCUUGCCCACCCGGUGCCGCCUUCAGUGGGGUCGCCUCUGCCCAAUCUGAGCUCGCGGGCAUGGAGGUCUUUUGGUGGCAAUCUUCAGGCGGCCUUCGAGAUGCUCAUGCGCGACAGCACGCCGGGCCUCAUUGAGGUGAUCGGCACGUUGAACCUGACGGAGGCCAUCGAGCCCUCCACGGCGGCGGCAUUUGAGCGCAAAAAGCGCAAGGAGCGGGAGAUGGCGUCGGAGGAAACAAAGAAGGCAGCGAACAGGGCUCGCAAGCUGCGCCGCAAGCAGAAGAAGGGCGCUGCUGCUGCUCAGGCUGGCGAUGACGAGGUUGACGUUGAG